Budorcas taxicolor (takin) is the source of this 1830-nucleotide messenger RNA. Its product is annotated as cationic amino acid transporter 3-like. Gene Ontology annotation, molecular function: amino acid transmembrane transporter activity. The coding region runs from base 1 to 1830 and encodes 609 amino acids. Gene Ontology annotation, biological process: transmembrane transport; amino acid transport. NCBI's taxonomy places the organism in Eukaryota, Metazoa, Chordata, Mammalia, Artiodactyla, Bovidae. The transcript is spliced from 11 exons. Gene Ontology annotation, cellular component: plasma membrane. The record is from RefSeq and is a predicted model, not a curated record.
AUGUUGCUUCAGUUUGUUCGCCAGUUUGGUCAGAAGCUUAUCCGCAAGCGGCCGCUGGAACCCAUAGAUGAGUCUGAGAGACCCGUGGCUCAUCUGAACAUCCUAAACCUGGUGAUCUGGGGUGUGGGCGGAAUGCUGAUGGCUGUCAUGUACAUUGUGACUGGUGGACUGGCCAAGUACAUAGCUGGACCAGCAAUCAUCAUCUCGCUCUUGGUGGCUGCCCUGUUUUCUAUGUUAUCUGGACUCUGCUAUGCCGAAUUUGGGGCCUGGGUACCACGCUCUGGUUCUGCAUACCUCUAUAGCUAUGUCAUGAUGGGUCAACUCUAUGCCUUCGUCAUCGGCUGGAACUCCAUACUUCCCUUCGUCACAGGUACCGCCAUCUCGGCCAGGGCCUCGAGUUACAUCUUUGACAGCCUGAUUGGGAAUCACAUCUCUCAGGCAUUACAGGAAACUUUCUCUCUGCCCCUGCCUUACUCCCUGGCCACAUAUGCAGACUUUUUUGCGCUGGGCCUGGUACUGCUGAUGACAGGAAUAGUGGCUCUGGGAGCUCGUGAGUCAAUCCUGGUUACCAAAAUAUCCAGAGUUAUCAACCUUUUGGUUCUCAUCUUCAUUAUCAUCACUGGCUUCGUUAAGGGAGAUCUGCGUAACUGGAAGCUCACAGAACAGGACUACAAACUGAACAUAUCUGGAUCCAGAGACAUCUAUGGCUUGGGAGGCUUGGGCCCCCAGGGUUCUGGAGGGUUUGCACCUUUUGGCUUUGAAGGGAUUCUCCAGGGAACAGCUACAUGUUUCUUCUAUUAUUUUGGUGUUGACGGCAUUGCCACUAAAGGGGUAGAAGCUAUAAAUCCUCAUCGUUCCAUCCCCUGGAGCAUCGUGAUCACAAUCUUCAUCUGCUUUUUGGCUUACUCCUGUGUCUCAGCGGCACUCACCCUGAUUGUGCCCUACCACCAGAUUGAGCCUCUUGACCUUUUGCCGCAAGACAUUCUUCACAGUUGGUGGCUCCCUGCCAGAUACUUCGUGACUAUUGGCACACUCUGUGAUCUUAUAUCCAGACUCCAUAGUGCCAUGUUCAGAAUGCCUCCUUUGAUCUACAAGAUGGCAGAGGACGGGCUCCUUUUCCGGGUACUUACCCGGAUCCAUGUCCGCACAGGCACCCGUAUCGUGGCCAUCAUGUCUGCUGGAAAUCUUACAGGGCUCAUGGCGUUACUCUUCAAGUACACAGAUCUUCUGGAGCUCUUGGCAGGUGGGACCCUGCUCAUUUACUCCCUGGUGGCAUUUUCUGUUCUUGUCCUCAGGUACCAGCCAGACCAGAAUUUAAGCAAGAAUGAGAAUACAGAGGAGGAAAUUGAAGUGCCUGACCCUGACGAACAUCCGUUGGACUCUGAACCUGAAGCAAGAAACUCAAACAUUCUAAAGAGUCUGUGGUUCCCUAUCAGCACCAUCCCCACUAGGAAAUCUGGCCAGAUUGUCUAUGGAUGUGCCUCAAUACUCGUUCUCCUGAUGAUAAUCUUGAGCGUGAUCCUGGUCCAGUGGUCCAGUCAGGGGUUCUCUGGAGACUCCGGCUACACACCAGUGGCUGUGCUGCUGCUGCUGCUCAUCAUUGGGGUCACAGUCAUCAUCUGGAGGCAGCCCCAGAGCCCCAUCCAUCUUUAUUUUAAGGUCCCUGCUCUGCCUGUCCUCCCACUGGUGAGCAUCUUCGUGAACCUUUACUUGAUGAUGCAGAUAACUUCUGGGACCUGGGUCAUAUUUGGCAUCUGGAAUGGGAUUGGAUUUCUCAUAUACUUUGGAUACGGGAUCCGACACAGCUUAGAGGAGAACGAUGAGCGAUAA